Messenger RNA from Saccostrea cuccullata (small rock oyster), 1592 nucleotides. RefSeq lists its product as uncharacterized. The transcript is spliced from 6 exons. The record is from RefSeq and is a predicted model, not a curated record. Gene Ontology annotation, cellular component: plasma membrane. Lineage: Eukaryota; Metazoa; Mollusca; Bivalvia; Ostreida; Ostreidae. Bases 151 to 1545 code for a protein of 464 amino acids.
UGAAAGUGGGCGGAGUUUGAUCAAGAUUGCGUAAAUUUUGCAUCCCCCUUGUGUUUAAGCAUGUGACACUCGUAAAAUAUGUCUGGUUUGUAAACAGAACAAGUGGUGAAGGUAGAACACUUACCAAACUACGAGUGAAUCUGAAAAUGAAUGAAAUUCGGUGACACAAGUUGCAUCAAUACGAUGUUCACCGCGGUGGUCGUUUUGUUACUGUUUUCGAGUGCACACAGUUUCAGAAAAUGCGAUCAGCUGGUAACUAUAAGAGAUUUGAAUUCGGGGUUAAGAAAGAUAUCGGAGAAGUUUAUAGAAUCAAAUGAACAUGAUGAAGAGAAAUUCAAAGUUGAUGUGUCAAACACUGGGCCAGCUGUCAUUUGGUCAGAGAUCGAUUUUCUUGCAGAGCUGUUUGCGGAAGAAGUGGUCAUCAACAAAAAGAAAUUUCUGUACCACUGGAUGAAUGAUGCUGACCAUACUGACAAACUUGAGACCACAAACAACUAUAGAAGCAAUAUAUCGUCUUAUUUGUUUGACUCGGAACUCAUCCUGCCAAACAAAUACCAAAUGAAAGUCUGUGUUUACAAACAGCAUAAAGAAAACAUUUGGGUUUACAGAAAGAUUGCAGAGAAUCAUACUAUCUUUGAAUUAACAGCAUCCUUGAAUGGAAAAGCUCACAUUUUUCAAAAUCUCACCUAUACAAAUGCUACCCCAGGAAUAUUUUCUACAAAAAGACCAAUACAGCAAAGUGUGAACUUAACUGACAAGUUUUUUACAGCAAAUACAUACUGGUUUGAAUGGUUCAUAGAUGGCCGGCGUGUGGAAACCAAAGAAAAUGUCAACUUUUUUGAAUUUACCCAUAACAGUACUGGAAUUUGUAACAUCCGUGUACAAGUCACCAUGGAUUUAGCUGAUGCACAGAAAAAACUGAAGGGAACCUGGUCCAAAUCUGUUUAUUUUGAGGAUGAGGUUCAGAAUGUGAACAUCCUAUCUAGUUCAGAGACCAUCACCGGUGAACCUGUUAAACUCAAUAUCACCUUUGAUGGCAGCGAAGUUAUUGUAUGUUGGAGGAUAAUGGAUCUCAAAAACAAUACAGUACACAACAGGUCGUGUGAUGAGCCUGCAUCCAGGGGCUGGUUCCUCACCCCUGGGAUUGUCCUGUCCCCAGGGCAAUACAUCGCAGAGGUUACUGUUACUAAUGAUGUCAGCUCUAUCAGUUUACAGAGUCAGGUCAUGUCAGUGUAUAAUGGUGGAACGGGGUCUUCGUCUCCAUUAGCCGUGCCGAUUGUCUUCAGCAUGCUGGGUCUGAUUGUUAUUGUAGCCGCUGCAGUGUACUUUGUCAGACUGAAGAAGAAGAGAGACGUCGAGGUGGCAGACUUUGAUUUCCAUCCAGAGAUCCAGUCCACAGGUUCCAGAAUAUUUAACAAGAUAAAAGGGAAUGUUACAGACUUUUUUCAGCGAAAUGAUUACCUCAAUAGACACAGACUUGCCAGAUAUCACAAGACAUCUGCAAAAUCUUAUGGUUCCCUGGAAGACUCAAAUGAACACUUAUGAAAGUAAUUGUACAAUUUUCUGCAAACUAUUGGAGAAAAUUCUUGCAC